AUGCAUAUGACAACAAAUGCAUUGGCAGAGAGUGCAGAUGAGUGUUUGGCAAAUGGUAUAUUGAUUACGAAGGUGGCUGAGGAUUUUUACAAGAAUCUGUUAGGUACAGAGCAAGUGAAAUUUACUGAGGCAAAAGCAGCUAGAGUUAGGCAACUUAUUCCUGCUGCUAUAUCUCUUGAACAUGUAGCCAUUCUGGAGAAGGAGGUUACUGCAAAAGAAAUUAGAGACACCUUAUUUCAUAUGAAAGCAAACAAGGCCCCUGGUCCUGAUGGGUUUUUGAGUUGGAUUAGGGAGUGUAUCACAUCUCCUAAGUUUUCUGUUUGUAUUAAUGGUACUUUGGUUGGCUAUUUUGAAGAUAAAAAGGGGCUGAGGCAGGGUGAUCCUAUAUCUCCUUACUUGUUUGUUCUUGCUAUGGAGGUUUUUUCUACGAUUAUGGCUGAUCACACUAGUGGUAAUGGUGGUUUUAAAUUUCAUCCUAAAUGUGUGAGAAUGAGGCUUACUCAUUUGUAUUUUGCAGAUGAUCUCUUGAUCUUUUCAGUAGCUAGUUUGAGCUCUAUAAGAGUUAUUGAGGCUGCUUUGCUUGAGUUUGAGAAUUUGUCUGGUUUGAAAGCUAACCCUUCAAAAAGUUCAUUUUAUUGUUCUAGAAUUUCAGAUAGAUUGAAGCAUGUUCUUUUGGAUGAUUUAAGGAUGAAAGAAGGUCAUCUCCCUGUGGGGUACCUUGGAGUUCCUCUUAUUUCUUCUAGACUUUCUUCAGCUGAUUGUGGAGCUUUACUUAGCAUAAUUUCUGGUCGAAUAGAUUCUUGGCUUUCCAAAAAUCUCUCUUAUGCAGGCAGGCUCCAGUUGUUAUCUUCUGUUCUUUACAAUUUACAAGUGUAUUGGAUGGGUAUUUUCAUUCUUCCCAAAAAGAUUAUUAGAGCUAUUGAACAGAAAUUCAAUAGGUUUCUUUGGAAUGGGAAAGAGGAAGGUGUAGCUAAGGCUAAGGUUGCUUGGUCUGAUCUUUGUUUUCCUAAGAAGGGGGGAGGUUUGGGGUUGAAGAGACUUGAAGUUUGGAAUCAAACAUCUAUGCUUAGGCAUAUUUGGAACAUUUUUGCUAGGUCUGGUUCCAUUUGGGUUGCAUGGGUAAGAGAAAAUCUUUUGAAGAGAAAGAGUUUCUGGAGUGUAGGAAUUUCUCAGAACUGUUCUUGGAGUUGGAGGAAAAUUUUGAAGCUGAGAGAUAUUGCCAAAAGAUUCUUAAAUUUUGAGGUUGGGAAUGGAGAUAAUAUUCAUAUGUGGCUGGAUUUGUGGCAUCCUGCAGGAAUAUUAAUUGAGCAGUAUGGCUUUAGGGUUGUUUAUGAUACUAAAAGUAAUAUUGAAGCUAAACUGUCUUCUGUUAUCUGCAAUGGAGAUUGGUUUUGGAGACCUGCAAGAUCAGAAGCUUUAGUUGACAUUCAAGCUAGGCUUUCUGAAGUUUGCUUGGGCCAGUGUGAUAAACCUAUUUGGCUUGGUUCUAAGAAGGAUGUCUAUGUUAGUGUAGAAACUUGGGAAGCUCUUAGAAAGAAGAAUGCAGAGGUUAUUUGGUGGAAAUUGAUCUGGUUCCCCCUUGCUAUCCCUAAACAGGCCUUUAUCUUGUGGCUUGCAAUGAAAAAUAGGCUUCUUACAGGUGAAAGAUUACUUAAAUGA
Messenger RNA from Corylus avellana, 1659 nucleotides. NCBI's taxonomy places the organism in Eukaryota, Viridiplantae, Streptophyta, Magnoliopsida, Fagales, Betulaceae. The record is from RefSeq and is a predicted model, not a curated record.